AUGCCCACUCCAAAGGAAAUGGUCACCCCGGGGCACCCCAGUCCCUGGCCUUCAAGCCCCAUCAGCCUCUCUGAACACAAGUCUGAGGCUCCAUCACCCAAGUGCAUCCCCACACUAAUGAGAGGCCGCCUUGGAAGCGCCCACACCACACCCGGCCUGGUCUCCUUGCUGUCUGGAGGAGGCAGUAAUGGGAGCGUGCCCAGUGGUCUCAGCUGUCCAAGGGGCUCAGAGGCAGACAUGCAGCCCCCCAAGAAGGCUGCCCGGCCCUACGUUCCCUUGGGGACCCUGGAAGUGGACUUCCCGCCACUGCUCAACAGCUUCUGCACUUCUGUCGUGCCCACAGACCAGCCAUUCACAGCCCUUUCCGAUGGGUCCUGGGACCCCCCCACUCCACAACAGCAGAAGCCAGGGCAGCUGGAUGUGCAGCUCCGAGCCCAAUGUGCUUCCCGCAGCGACCAGUACCUGUCUGUGGAAGGGCCACGCUGGAUGCCUGCCAUCUGCCAGGCCACGCGCUGGAAGCUCACGCCGAUGGGCAGAGACGCGGUGGGCCAGACCUGGUACACGGGCCUCACCAACACCGACCCGCGGGAGGCCUGGUUUAACUUCCCACGCUGCCUGCACCAGCCCUACCGCGAGGCCUACACUCACUGGCAUGGCUGCCACAGUCACCAGGAGAAGAAAAUGCCCGCUGCUUAUACACAACGCCUCCGAGAGACUGCCUGGUAUGACCCCAUCCUGCCCAGCAAGUACCAGGACCCCAACACACAGUGGCGCAGCGUGCUCUGGAAGGACCAGCCCAUACGUGGCAAGGAGUUCGUGGCCGACAGGAACCGGUUCGGGGCUGAGUCCAGGCUGCUCGAGUACGUACCCCACCUGUCUGCGCCCCAGCGCCCACCAGGCACUUCCCAGGACUAUCGGCACUGGAACCUGCAACCCUACUGCCCGGCCACCGGGCAGCGGGCAUCCCCGGUCUACACGCCCUCCUGCUGA
Messenger RNA from Suncus etruscus (white-toothed pygmy shrew), 990 nucleotides. RefSeq names its product tektin bundle interacting protein 1 (gene TEKTIP1). The transcript is spliced from 7 exons. Lineage: Eukaryota; Metazoa; Chordata; Mammalia; Eulipotyphla; Soricidae. The coding region runs from base 1 to 990 and encodes 329 amino acids. The record is from RefSeq and is a predicted model, not a curated record.